UUGAUAGCAGUUACCUUCUUAAUUAUGAAGAACGACGCCAUUCUUCUUUACCCAGCUCUCGAUAGAGGCCAUUUCCUUUCCAUGCUUGAGCUUGCAAACCUCAUUGCCACUCACCACCCUUCCCUCUCCAUCAUCUUCCUCAUUUCUACACCACCGACACCCACCACCAUCCAAAAACAAUGUCUCUCCGCCCUCUCCACCGCCGCGCCCUCCAUCACCUUCCUCCACCUCCCUCCAGUCACUCUCCCCGCUGACCUCCACCCACACAUCCUCUGCAUCGAACUCUCUCGCCGCAGCAACCACAACCUUCACCAACUCCUCCACUCCAUUUCCAAAACCUCCACCAUCAAAGCCAUUGUUUUGGACUUCAUGAACUCCACCGCCGCUACGCAAGUCACCAACAGGCUCAAUAUCCCUACCUACUUUUACUUCACUUCAUGUGCUUCCUCUCUCUCCACUAUCCUUCAUUUUCCAACUCUUCACGAAACCACCACAACAUCCUUCAAGGAUUUUCCCAUGCAGAUUCAAAUUCCUGGGCUACCCAGAAUUUCUACCGAUGACUACCCCGAUUUAACUAAGGAUCGUGAGAGUAGCAUUUACCAUGUUUUCCUUGACAUAUCCAAAACCAUGAGAGAUAGCGAUGGGAUCAUCGUCAACACCUGUGACGCCAUUGAAGCAAGAGCUAUAAGAGCUUUGAGUAACAAAGAAAUGAAUAACAAGACACCAGAACUAUUCUGCAUCGGACCCAUGAUUUCGAAUACGUGCGAGAAUGAUGAGAAAGGGUGCCUGAGUUGGCUCGACUCGCAGCCGAGUCAGAGCGUGGUGCUGCUGAGUUUUGGAAGCUUGGGAACGUUCUCGAAGAAGCAGUUGAAGGAGAUAGCUAUGGGGUUGGAGAAGAGCAAGCAGAGAUUCUUGUGGGUGGUGAGGGCUGAAGCUGAGUCAGAUAACUCGGAACCGAGUCUGAACGAGUUGUUGCCGGAAGGGUUCUUGGAGAGAACGAAGGAGAAGGGAAUGGUGGUUAAGGAUUGGGCCCCACAGGCAGCGAUACUGAGUCAUGACUCGGUGGGUGGGUUUGUGACUCACUGCGGUUGGAACUCGAUCCUGGAGGCUGUUUGUGAAGGAGUGCCAAUGGUGGCGUGGCCUCUUUAUGCAGAGCAAAAGAUGAACAGAGUGAUUAUGGUGCGAGAAAUGAAGGUUGGUUUGGAGGUGAAGGAGGAUAAAGAUGGGUUCGUGAGUGCAAGUGAGUUGGAGGAGCGAGUUAAUGAGUUGAUGGACUCGGACAGAGGGAAAGAGAUUCGACAGAGAAUCUUCAAGAUGAGAAUCGGUGCUGUGGAAGCAAAGGAUGAAGGUGGAUCUUCUCGUCUUGCUUUGAACAGGUUGGUUCAGCUUUGGAAGUCAACCUGAAGUGUUAAAAUAAGUAGUUGACUAUUUACAUAAGAGAAAGUUAUCUUUGUGUAAUCAUCUAUUAAAUAAUUUAGUCAUAUAACUCAAGUUAUCUAGCCAUUUUCAAUUAUCUUUAUC
Molecule: messenger RNA, 1521 nt
Organism: Arachis stenosperma
Lineage: Eukaryota; Viridiplantae; Streptophyta; Magnoliopsida; Fabales; Fabaceae
Product: UDP-glycosyltransferase 1-like
Exons: 1
Coding region: 25-1404 (459 amino acids)
Molecular function (GO): UDP-glycosyltransferase activity
Source: RefSeq, a predicted model, not a curated record